GAGAGAGAGAGAGAGAGAGAGAGAGAGAGAGAGAGAGAGAGAGAGAGAGAGAGGAGAAUUUGUGAAGCGCAUUAACUCGGAUCAGAUGGAGGAGUCUCAGCGCAGCUCCUUCAAAUCCGCCACAUUUUCAGCACCACUGCGUGACUGUGCUGCGCCUCAACUCCACUCCACAGUGUGAGCGGUAACAGAGAUCUUCUCCUCAUUCUUUGAAAGUUCACAUCAGAUGCAAAUCCAUCUUCCGCUUCAUCUUUAGCUGGACAUUGCGGGUGAACACCGCGUCCCUGUUGCUUUCCACAGCGGCCAGAGAUUUCCAGUAUGGGAUGAUCGGAUUAAUACCAUCAGAGUGUUGCGUUUUGGAGAUGCAGCAGCAGUAAUACCUCACACAUUUGUAGCAUUGACUUCAGGACUCAGUCCGGACCUUUGGAAUCAGAGUUCAUCAUAUUGUGUGUGGAUAUUUCAGUAGCCCAGGACUGUGUUGUUUCAUAUCCUUAGACUUUAACCUGGCAAACAAGGACCUGGUAACUGGUAUAAUGGCCUACUGAAGCCUUUUCAUUAUUGUUAAUGACAUUCAAGGAUCACACUGGGGUUGACUGAAGCACAUUUCACCUUCUUUUGUGCUUUCGGCCCGCUCCGGACCCUUCUCACAUGGACCCGUCCAUGGCAGUAAGACGGUGCUCUGUGAUUUUCCACUAACCCGUUCAUUGGUAGUGUGUUUGAGUGGGAACGGGGUGGGAGGAGGAUGCAGGCCGGGCUGCGGGUACUGUGUGCCGGUGGAGGCGCUUCUCUCUGCUGCCUGCUCCUUCUAGGGCUCAUCUACACACACCUCCUUAAAGAAGGUCAGUUGGCGGUGGGCACGUGUGAGAUUGUGAUGUUAAACAGAGACAGCAGUCAGCCCAAACGCACCAUCGCCAGACAGACGGCCCGCUGUGCCUGUCGGAGAGGACAGAUCGCAGGCACUACACGGGCACGACCUGCAUGCGUGGACGCUCGGAUAGUGAAAAGCAGGCAGUGGUGUGAGAUGACCCCGUGUUCAGACGGAGAAAUCUGCGGCCUGCUGCUCAAUCACUCUGGCUGGACCUGCACCAAGGGAGGAGGACGAAUAAAAACCGUCACAGACUCACAGGUCUCAGAUCAGCUCCACUUGCCGUUCACAUACAAGCCACUGCCCAAGGAGCCAUCUUAAAGGAUAUCAGCUGAGAGGAGGUCUACUGACAUUCACGUGAACAUCGCAGACCAGAAGACAUUCAUCAGACCAGCACAUCUUAUCCAUCUUCGCACCCUGGAGCUAAUACAAGAAGCCCACCACCACCACCACCACCACCACCACCACCACCACCACCUCCACCUUCAACCUACCAGCCUCCUCCACCUUCUCCACACUUACAGAAUCCUGAAUCUUUGGACUUAGACAGUCAAGCACCGUUAGCGGGAUAUUUAGCGUCAUCCUUCUUGUUGUUUUUUUUUUUUGUUGUUUUUUUUCUUUGGUAAACAAACUUUAAAACCCAUAAAUUUCAGAUUUGCUGGAAAGUAGGUGAUAGACCAGAAGAAGCACAUUGCUUCAAGUCUCUAAAGAUGCAGAAUGACCUGCUGACAUGGAGUGUAGGAGUAGAACAUAAUUCUGUUUGGGAUCUUGGAUGCUCCAUUGUCCAAAAAAAAAAAAGAACACAAACAAAAUAGUCUGGAAGACUCUUCCUCCACCCUAGAGACUAAAAGACAGGAAGGGUUUUGUGUUUUGGACAUCAAGUGUAUCUCAUAAAGCAAACCACAAGCAAAUGGACGACACCAUCUAGCAGGCAGAGGUGACGUCGCUUCUUGAACUUUUUCAGCUGUUAAUGAAAACAGGAAGUUUCUGAUCAUCUUGAUCCUACUGUCUGGUAUUUUCAAGUGUAAAAAAACUAUCCAACUGCAUCCUGCUUUCCUGGGUUCCUUCUGUUCUUUGCUUUAAAGGGUCUGUCUACAUCGGAUUGCGUAUAUUGUUUUGCCAAACAACUCUCCGUUUUGCACCGUGAGGCAACACGCAGUGACAACUGAGAUGAAUUCUUUGAGCUAGAUAGAAAAUAAAAGAUGCGGAUGUGUACGUGCGGGCAUGCGUGCGUACGUUCCGGUGGCACGUGUGUCGACGGGGUCAGAUCGCAUCAGUGUUCUGUUGUUUGAAAAUCCAUCAUGUCAAUUUCUAUGCUUCUAGUCUCCCAAAGAGCUAGAAAACAUGUUUGCGUCUUAUUUCUCGUAGAUUAAUGUUAAGUCGGUGGCCUGGACAAACGAUAAGCCACACCAGAGAGUGUUUCAUUUAAAUACUAAGUUACAUGAUGGACAUAAGGAUUGUAAGCAGCAGGGUCUAGCAAGCAUAGAAAAGAAAAAAAAAAAAAAAAAAAACAGGCAAAAAGAAAAUGGCCACUUUCAGUGAACAGUAGGUUAGUAAUUUAUCAGUCUGGAGGGGUAGGCAGAGCUCCCUCGGUUGUGAAUUUUAAUGGUGUUUUAUGGUUCCUAAUAAAGUCUGUUAUGCUUCUGGCAAAUAUGCAGAGCACAACAUCCCUCGCUUCCAAUUACUGAGAAACUCAAGGAGAGUCUUCAGCCAUUCAUCAUGCCGUACUGUUCCGAGAAAUAACAGGAGAAAAUCUCUUUCUCUCUCUCUCUCUCUCUCUCUCUCUCUCUCUCUCUCUCUCUCUCUCUCUCUCUCUCCCCUCUACUCUUUUUCUGUCUAUGGUCUUUAUACCCACAUACCCGGGAGAUGUGACAAGUGAGUCUGUUCUCACAGCAGCAUUUAAAACUGAGCAAAAGCACAUGCACAUGUCAGUAAAGAGGACAUAAUACUGCAAAGAUAAAAAACAAACAUUAUGUGAUUCUAAAUACCUUCACUAUUAAAUCUCACACAAAUCCAAAGGUGCAAUUCUGGUAAAGUAUAAAACUAACAAAAUAAUGUGCUCUAUCAUAUCCUUAACCCUUGUACGGUGUUCGUAUUUUUGUUACUCAGCCAGUGUUCGUGGGUCUGCUGGUGGACCUGCUGGUGGACCUGCUGCAGUUUUGGGUUUUUAAUUCAAACAUUUUAUGUUAAAAUACUCUACAGGUGUUUACUUCAUCCCAAUUACAAGCAAUAAAACAGCAUAUAUGGUUAA
Messenger RNA from Tachysurus fulvidraco (yellow catfish), 3113 nucleotides. It is a transcript of the gene tafa5l, whose product is annotated as TAFA chemokine like family member 5, like. The record is from RefSeq and is a predicted model, not a curated record. Bases 740 to 1183 code for a protein of 147 amino acids. The transcript is spliced from 7 exons. NCBI's taxonomy places the organism in Eukaryota, Metazoa, Chordata, Actinopteri, Siluriformes, Bagridae.